This is a messenger RNA of Cyphomyrmex costatus, 888 nucleotides long. RefSeq lists its product as uncharacterized. Gene Ontology annotation, molecular function: nucleic acid binding. The transcript has a single exon. The record is from RefSeq and is a predicted model, not a curated record. Lineage: Eukaryota; Metazoa; Arthropoda; Insecta; Hymenoptera; Formicidae. The coding region runs from base 1 to 888 and encodes 295 amino acids. Gene Ontology annotation, biological process: DNA integration.
AUGGAGGAUAUUUUCGCUCGUUUUGGUAUACCGGAAACUCUGAUUACUGAUAAUGGAACUCAAUUUAUUUCCAAAAAAUUCCAAUCAUUUUGCCUAUCGUACGGUAUACAGCAUCUACGUACACCGCCUUUUCAUCCCAGUUCAAAUGGCCAAGCUGAAAGAUUCGUGGAUACCUUCAAGAGGGGACUCCAAAAACUUACCGGUGGGGAGAACAUCCGCAAUCAUUUACCUAUAUUUCUCAAACAGUACAGAUCUACUCCUAACGUAAACGUUCCAAAUAAGGUCUCUCCUGCCGAGGCACUGAUAGGUAGACCUAUGCGCACAGUUCUGGAUUUACUUAAACCAUCCAUCCGUCAACAGCCGCAGAAGGACGACAUUAAACUACGUCAAGAACAACAAUUCAAUCGCAAGCACGGAGUAAAAUCUAAAGCUUUUGAAGUAGAUUCAGAGGUUUGCGUCAAGAUCUAUAACAUUAACAAAUGGAAAUGGAUCCCAGGAAAAAUAGUAGAACACAUCGGACAAGUUUUAUAUAACGUUCCGACAAGACAGCGUUUAGUCAUGGCUCACGCAAAUCAAUUGAGACCCCGUUUCUCUGUUGAAACUAAAGAAUCUCCACAGGAUAUUCAGUUACCAUUAGACAUCUUAUUGGGGACUUUCGAUCUUCAAGGAGAGGAGCAAACAAAUACAGAGAUGGCAGCUUUACAGUCUCAAUCCUCAACUCCGGACAUCUCCGACGUUAACAGUCCUACAAUUAGCCAAAAGUCUAUUUCAGAUUCCCAAUCACAGCCACUCAGACGCUCAGCUUGUAAGAGAUAUUCUCCAAAGCGAUACGAGGACGUAGGAUGUUUUAUAAGAAAAAGAAGGGGAGGUGUUGCCGAGAGAAAAUAG